Ectocarpus siliculosus is the source of this 1740-nucleotide messenger RNA. NCBI's taxonomy places the organism in Eukaryota, Phaeophyceae, Ectocarpales, Ectocarpaceae. The record is from the annotation of a GenBank genome assembly.
AUGGAGACUUCCCCUCUCUCUCCAGGGCGGCAGGGACGAUCGUCUACCUACGGGGAGAGGUCGGACAGUCGCUCCGGAAGGCGGGGAGGCACGAGCACAUACCGGUCGCGGUCACGCGACGGCGACCGUGGACGCCACCGUAGCGGGAGCUACGGGAGGGGCCGUUACCGUAGCCCAGGCUCGAGCAGGGGCCGUCACGGCAGUCGGCCGAGGGACGGCGGCGGCCGGAGCAAGGGGGUUUCCAGGCGCUACUCACGGUCGCGUUCUCGAUCGAACCGUAGGCACUAUGCCGGUCGCCACGAAGACGACGAAAGGCGCUAUCAGGGAAGGUACGAAUAUUUCCGGUACUCCCGUUCGCGCUCAGGAUCACCCCACUCACGGCUCAACGGAAGCAGCAGGGACAGUCGUCAUCGGCCGCACCACCGCCAACGCUCUGACAGUCGCCCGCGCUACUGCCGCCAUCCGUCCUCCUACGGUCACUACGGUCACAACGAGUGGUACAGUAGGGAGUGCUCGCCAAGCCGACAGCGCCGCAGCCUGAAGGACACUCCCAGAGACACCCGCAGACGUCACAGGAGUAGCGAUCGCGACGGCGGCGGUGGCGCGUGUGGGUAUCCUGCCCUGUCGCCCUCGGGAGAUAGCGGUCAGCACAGCCCACGACGGGGACGAUCCCGGUCGGAAUCCCGCCUGAAGGACAUGGGCAGCUCAACGGGCAGUGGGGCUAGGCAGCAAUCCACGGACGCUGCGACGGGCCCCAAGGGCGAUGUCUUCGAGGGUGACGAGCCCUUGGCAAAGCUUCGGGCGGCGAAGCUUGAGUUCGAGAUGAGCCGGACUGUGGGAGGACUGCGCCGGGUUGUCAGGGCGGACCGCGAAUGCAGCAGAACCCGCACCGGCAAGAAGCUGCAUGACCGGCUCAAGUAUCUCAAUGCUGCAGGCAUUGCGUACACGACGAUGACAAGGUGGUUGAAAGAGUUCGCCGCGUUCGAGGGUUACGACAACGACUAUCCCAUCAAAGCCGCUAGGAAGGGUUAGCCACACAUUUAGUAGAGCUAAUGUACAAGGGCUAUGACACCCUUGCCGUGGAAGUGCUGGGACGGUCGAGGUGUUCUCCGUGCCUCUGGCAGACUCUCGUCUCCUUGUGGCGUUUCUAGUGUGGCCGUAUUUAUCUCUUGGCAGUUCUUCGCUACGCAAAUGUGUUUUGGAUGCUACACAGGUUUGUUUGUGACUCGUAAUACCCGUGGACGGACGUCAAUAAGAGGCGCAUCCGACACGACAUUGUUGGGAACGGCCUGGCGCGCAGGAAGUGUUGAGUUUGCUGAGUAUCCUCGGCGUUGGGCAAUGGGGCGUUCGAAGCGCUUGAGUUUACAGCUUAUUAGUCUCACCCUAAAGUAUGGGAUAAUCAAAGUCGCCUCGUCGUGCGCUAGUUUGGAUUGCGGUAAAUCAGUGAGUUCGUACGUAGGUCUUCUCUAUGUUAUGUGGACUUUUUCUUUUUCCGUACGCUCUCGUGGGGUUAAUUCCCCAUAUUAGAUUGGCUAGUGGCUGUCGCGUUUGUCUAUGUUCCUUUGUGGAGGUUGGACGGGAUCAUGAGCGAAAUUCGGUUGACCUGUGCGUUUGGUAUAAUCUCCAGCCUGCGGGUUUUGGUGGGGAGGGGUUUAGCAGAAUCGCAUAUAUUGUUCCAAGGGUUCUGCCCCCAUCUGGAAGCAGGUGUUGGUCGUUGUUCUCGUUUUUUUGUGUAUUUUU